This is a messenger RNA of Branchiostoma floridae (Florida lancelet), 585 nucleotides long. RefSeq names its product MRG/MORF4L-binding protein-like. Gene Ontology annotation, cellular component: NuA4 histone acetyltransferase complex; nucleus. The record is from RefSeq and is a predicted model, not a curated record. The transcript is spliced from 4 exons. Gene Ontology annotation, biological process: regulation of transcription by RNA polymerase II. NCBI's taxonomy places the organism in Eukaryota, Metazoa, Chordata, Leptocardii, Amphioxiformes, Branchiostomatidae. Bases 43 to 582 code for a protein of 179 amino acids.
UCAGUUCUAUCCUCUCCUGAAGCAUAAUAGUCCAUACCCAAGAUGGCGGCAGGUGAGAGAAAAGAGCGCGAGAAGCGAGCGUCCGGACGUGAAGCGCGGAAAACUGACGACAGCGCACCUCCAGUCGACUGGAACGUGGAUCUGGAGAUCAACCUGUUCCAGGCGAUGAGAGGACACAAGCCUGUUGGUGUGAACAGACACUUCCAGAUGGCGUGUAUCCAUGAAAAACUGAAUCAGAUGGUGAACAAACACAUCAGUGCACAGCAGAUCUGGGUUCAUCUGGAUGACAUGUAUGACAUGCCUGCACUGCAUGACUCAGAAAUCCUGCCUUUCCCAAACAGCCAGAUCGAGUUCAUUCUUCCCGAGGAGAUCAGGCAUCCUGAUGAUUCGUUCGACACAGCUUCUCUCAAGGACUCAGAAAUGGGUGGUGCCAAGUCCAGCCGUGGAGCCGGGACAGGAACCACCAACACACCUGACAGCUCGCCCAAGCGGAAAAGGACGCGGCAGCUAGCGUCAUCCAGCCCCUCAAGUCCUGCCAACCCACCCAGUUCCACAAAAAGAAGGAGAUUGCAGAAUGUGUAGCCC